Molecule: messenger RNA, 1350 nt
Organism: Olea europaea var. sylvestris
Lineage: Eukaryota; Viridiplantae; Streptophyta; Magnoliopsida; Lamiales; Oleaceae
Product: protein HLB1-like
Exons: 12
Coding region: 97-1350 (417 amino acids)
Molecular function (GO): protein binding
Source: RefSeq, a predicted model, not a curated record
UACUGCUUUCCCCAUUUUGAGUUUCUGCUUCAACUGAAAGAACCCCUCUCACAAAUCUGCAACCAUCCAAAUCCUUUGAUCUACUGCAUUAAAAUAAUGUCUUCAAAUGCUGAACACUUAGAAAACGGAGCUCCCGAACCCGAGCCUAAACCAGCUAGCGAUCCAGAUCUUGAUUCAAACGAUACCGGAAUCCAUCAUACUGACGUACAAUCACCUGAUGCAGAAGAGAAUUCCAAAAUCGAUGACGUAAUUGAAUCGAACAAAUUAAAAUCAGUCCAUGCGGAGCCAUCAAAUUCUGGACCUGAAGAAAUUUCAAUCCUGCCAAGUGUAACAAGUGAAUCUGAGGAAAAGGAGGUAAAAACGAAUGAUGCGAGGAGUGAACCGAAUCUGAAACAAGAGGAAGAGAAUCGGACUUUCACCAUGAGAGAAUUGUUGAAUGAAUUGAAGAACGGUGAUGCCACUGAGGAGGUCGAUACUCCUCAGAGUCAAUCAAGUACACAACAGCAAAACCAGAAUGAUGCUGCCGUGGAGUUAAUUGAUAGUGUCACAGGGGUUGAUGAGGAGGGUAGGUCUCGCCUACGGAUUCUUACAUUUGCUGCAAGGAGAUAUGCCAGUGCAAUAGAGAGAAAUCCAGAUGAUUAUGAUGCGCUGUACAAUUGGGCACUGGUUCUUCAGGAAAGUGCAGAUAAUGUAAAUCCUGAAUCAGGUUCUCCUUCUAAGGAUGCUUUGCUUGAAGAGGCGUGUAAAAAAUAUGAAGAGGCCACUCGUCUUUGUCCUACACUUAAUGAUGCCUAUUAUAAUUGGGCUAUAGCAAUCUCUGAUCGGGCGAAAAUGCGGGGUCGUACCAAGGAAGCUGAGGAACUUUGGAAACAGGCUACAAAGAAUUAUGAGAAGGCAGUUCAACUCAAUUGGAAUAGUCCUCAGGCACUUAACAACUGGGGGCUUGCUCUGCAGGAACUCAGUGCAAUUGUCCCUGCUCGAGAAAAACAGACCAUUGUAAAAACUGCAAUCAAUAAGUUCCGUGCUGCAAUACAGUUGCAAUUCGAUUUUCACAGGGCAAUAUACAACCUUGGCACAGUUCUGUAUGGAUUAGCAGAGGACAUGGCGAGAACCGGAGGAUCCAUGAAUGCAAAGGAGGUCUCCCCUGAUGAGUUAUACAGCCAGUCUGCUAUCUACAUUGCAGCUGCACAUGCACUGAAACCAAAUUACUCAGUUUACACUAGUGCAUUGAAGCUCGUGCGAUCAAUGUCCAUAUAUGCCGACUUUCAUGGUUUGUGCCAAUUAAAAUAUGUGAAACUUGGAGCUUUUUAUCAAAGAUUAUCAGUAAUAUUCGGUUAUAUAUGGUGGUGA